This is a messenger RNA of Acanthosepion pharaonis, 1941 nucleotides long. The record is from the annotation of a GenBank genome assembly. NCBI's taxonomy places the organism in Eukaryota, Metazoa, Mollusca, Cephalopoda, Sepiida, Sepiidae.
AUGAAAGCUAUCUUUAUUCAUAUCUAUCUAUCUAUCAAUCUAUCUAUCUAUCUAUCUAUUUUCAUACCUAUUUUAGUAUUUUAUCUAAUCAGUUUAGCUAGCUAUCUAAGCUAUCUCUUUAUUCAUAUCUAUCUAUCUAUCAAUCUAUCUAUCUAUCUAUUUUCAUACCUAUUUUAUAUGUCUUUUAUUCAUAUCUAUCUAUCUAAACAAUUUAUCUAUCUAUCUAUUCUUCUAUACUAUCUUUUACUAUUUUAUUCAUAUCUAUCUAUCUAUCAAUCUAUCUAUCUAUCUAUCUAUUUUCAUACCUAUUUUACUAUUUUUAUUCAUAUCUAUCUAUCUAUCUAUCUAUCUAUCUAUCUAUCUUUCUUUCAUACCUAUUUUAGUAUUUUCUAUCUCAACAUUUUUAAUAUGAAAGCUAUCUUUAUUCAUAUUCUCUAUCUAUCUAUCUAUCUAUCUAUCUAUCUUUUUCAUUCCUAUUUUAUAUGUAUUUUUAUUUUCAUAUCUAUCUAUCUAAACAUUUUUAAUUCCUAUUCUAUCUAUCUAUCUAUCUAUCUAUCUAUCUAUUUUCAUAUCUUUUUUCAUAUCUAUCUUCUAAACAUUUUUAAUUCUAGCUAUCUAAAGCUAUCUUUAUUCAUAUCUAUCUAUCUAUCUAUCUUUCUAUCUAUUUUAGCUAUCUAUCUAUCUAUCUUUAUUCAUAUCUAUCUAUCUUUUUCUAUCUAUCUAUCUAUCUAUUUUCAUACCUAUUUUAGUAUUUUCUAUCUAUUUAUCUAUUCUUUCUAUCUAUCUAUCUAUCUAUUUUUAUCUAUCUAUCUAAACUAUCUUUAUUCAUAUCUAUCUAUCUAUCAAUCUAUCUAUCUAUCUAUCUAUUUUCAUACCUAUUUUAGUCUAUCUAAACAUUUUCAUAUCUAUCUAUUUAUCUAUCUAUCUAUCUUUUGUCUUUAUUUUAUUCAUAUCUAUCUAUCUAAACAUUUUUUAAUUCCUAUCUAUCUAUCUAUCUAUCUAUCUAUCUAUCUAUACUUUUUAUUUUUUCAUAUCUAUUAUCUAAACAUUUUUAAUUCCUAUCUAUCUAUCUAUCUAUCUAUCUAUCUAUCUAUCUAUCUAUUUUUUUAUUCUUUUUUAAACAUUUUUAAUUCCUAUCUAUCUAUCUAUCUAUUCAUAUCUAUCUAUCUAUCAUCUGUCUUUUUAUUCAUAUCUAUCUAUCUAUCAUUUUUUAAUCUAUCUAUCUAUCUUCAUACCUAUUUUAUAUUUUUUAUUCAUUUCUAUCUAUCUAAAGCAUUUUUUAAUUCAUAUCUAUCUAUCUAUCUAUCAAUCUAUCUAUCUAUCUAUUUCAUACCUCUUUUUCAUUUCUAUCUAUCUAAAGCAUUUUUUUCUUUCCUAUCUAUCUAUCUCUAUCUAUCUAUCUUUCAAUCUAUCUAUUUAUUCAUCUAUCUAUCUAAACCUAUUUUAGUAUUAUCUAUCUAUCUAUCUAUCUAUCUAUCUUUGAAACUAUCUUUUAUUCAUAUCUAUCUAUCUAUCUAUCUAUCUAUCUAUCUAUCUUUUUUCAUACCUAUUUUAGUAUUUUCAUAUCUAUUUCUAUCUAUCUUUGAAAGCUAUCUUUUAUUCAUAUCUAUCUAUCUAUCAAUCUAUCUAUCUAUCUAUUUUCAUAUCUAUCUAUUUUGUAACUAUCUUUAUUCAUAUCUAUCUAUCUAUCAAUCUAUCUAUCUAUCUAUCUUUUUUCAUAUCUAUUUUACUAUCUUUUAUUCAUAUCUAUCUAUCUAUCAAUCUAUCUAUCUAUCUAUUUUCAUACCUAUUUUAGUAUUUUCAUAUCAGUUUUCAUCUAUCUAUCUAAACUUUUUUAUUCAUAUCUAUCUAUCUAUCUAUCUAUCUAUCUAUCUAUUUCAUACCUCUUUUAUUCAUUUUCUAUCUAAACAUUUUUUAAUUCCUAUCUAUCUAUCUAUCUAA